Molecule: messenger RNA, 1898 nt
Organism: Cryptococcus deneoformans JEC21
Lineage: Eukaryota; Fungi; Basidiomycota; Tremellomycetes; Tremellales; Cryptococcaceae
Exons: 9
Coding region: 203-1132 (309 amino acids)
Biological process (GO): double-strand break repair via homologous recombination; peptidyl-serine dephosphorylation
Cellular component (GO): nucleus; cytoplasm
Molecular function (GO): protein serine/threonine phosphatase activity
Source: RefSeq, a predicted model, not a curated record
AACAAAUCGAUACUCGCCAUCCAUACUAUAUAUCUACAACCAAAAGAGCACCGCUGCUCACCACACUACACUCUCGAAGUCUUAUAUUGCAAGCACAGAUACCCAGCAUCUUCGCUGUCACCCUAUAUCAUCUAGCAGCGCGAUCGCGAUCAAUUCGUUCACAGCACCGGCCAGUUUCACGACACACACCUUGUUUACGAUAAUGUCUCUGUCAUCAGAUCUGGACAAGCAAAUCGAGCAGCUAAAACGAUGCGAAACUAUACCAGAGUCAGCAGUAAAAGAAUUAUGUACAAAGGCAAAGGAAAUAUUGAUGGAGGAGGGCAAUGUACAAUACGUUGAUAGUCCAGUGACCAUUUGUGGAGAUAUACAUGGUCAGUUUUUCGAUCUCAUGGAGCUGUUCAAGAUUGGAGGAUUUUGUCCUGAGACAAACUACAUCUUUAUGGGUGAUUUUGUCGACCGAGGAUUCUACUCUGUUGAAACCUUCCUCCUUCUCCUAUUAUUGAAAGUCAGAUAUCCUGACCGUAUCACUCUUAUUCGAGGCAAUCAUGAGUCGCGGCAAAUCACUCAAGUUUAUGGAUUUUACGACGAGUGUCAGAGAAAAUACGGGAGUUCGAAUGUUUGGAGAUACUGUUGCGAUGUCUUUGACUACCUGAGUCUGGGCUGCGUUGUCGACGGGCGUGUGUUCUGUGUUCAUGGAGGAUUAAGUCCUGCUGUCCACCGAUUAGAUCAGAUAAGGGUGAUAGAUAGGCGGCAGGAGGUGCCCCACGAAGGGCCUAUGUGCGAUCUGUUAUGGUCAGAUCCUGACGAGGAGAUACAAGGCUGGGGUAUGUCACCGAGAGGAGCAGGUUUCUUGUUUGGACGGGAUGUUGUCGAACAAUUUAAUCAUGCAAACGACAUAGAAUUAGUGGCUAGAGCACAUCAGCUGGUGAUGGAAGGGUACAAGCUCAUGUUCGACCGGCGAAUCGUGACAGUUUGGUCAGCGCCCAAUUACUGUUACAGAUGUGGGAACACAGCAAGCGUUCUCGAAUUAGACGAGAAUUUACGCCAAGAAUACAAAACCUUUGACGCAGCGCCUCCAGAUGCGCGCUCGAUACCGCAAAAACGACCUAUGACGCAUGAGUACUUUUUGUAACACUAGUCACAUGAGGUAUAUGUAUUGUACGAUUAGAUCCAGUGUCAAGACGGAGAAGUACCGGUUUUCACGAACUAAGACAAAAACAUUGUGCGGAUAGAGUCGCUGUGACCACUUGGUUCAUAUCCCUGCAUGGCGCUAUUUCUGUGUGUGGCACGGUACCAAUAUUACCCUGCCCUCAAAAGGCGAGCUACCGACAUGUGGUUGGGCUCGACACCAGCCCCUCGAAGGAGGAUACUGGACAGUUUCCGACCUGGCCCGAAGAAAUAUAAAAUGUAGUCACUGGGUUUCAUAUUGAAAAUGGGGAAGGCAGCAGCGAGGAGGCCGGGAAGGAAGUUGUUGGUGACGCAUGAGAAUCCAACUCGGAAGAAGAGAAGAUAAAUACGUAGUCGGCUCUUCCCGACGCGAUGAUCAGGAAGUAGUAGUAUCAUCUUUGGUUAUCGUUUGCAAUUUCCUUUACUUCGGGUUCCUUGAGGCUAUGCUAAAGGAACAUCUAUAUGGUUGCUUUGGUUAUCGAAUAGGAAUAUUUACAUCGGACGAUAAUUUUAUACGUGUGCUAUUAUUAUCGCCAAGAGGGCGGGCAGGACUCCGUCCUUUGAUGUCGGACAAUACCGUCGUUUAUCAGCUUUUAGAGGAGGCGAGAUAAUAAUAGGAUAAGGGAAAAUGUGAGGCACCCGUGACAAGGGUCCAAAAUUCGAGAUCUUCCGCCCCACAACGGCAUGAGCAGAAACGGCGCACGUCUGUUUCAGCUUGGACUUGUUAGUUU